Arabidopsis lyrata subsp. lyrata is the source of this 2511-nucleotide messenger RNA. Its product is annotated as phosphatidylinositol/phosphatidylcholine transfer protein SFH14. Lineage: Eukaryota; Viridiplantae; Streptophyta; Magnoliopsida; Brassicales; Brassicaceae. Bases 562 to 2298 code for a protein of 578 amino acids. The transcript has 15 exons. The record is from RefSeq and is a predicted model, not a curated record.
AGGUGGUAACACGAGUUAAUGCAAAAAUACACGAAUACACGCGAUGCCAAAACCCGCAGAAGAAAGCGUGUGCUAGCAGCAAUUACUACCAAAUUGACCCCAAAACGACGUCGAACAGAUUCAUCUGAUUCUAAAACGGCGUCGGAUUGAUUUAAUCAUAUAAAAAAACAAGGUGUGGAAGGACUGCGAAUGAGACAUGCCGGCCAUUUCAUGGUGUUAAGAGAAAAACAGAGUCCCCAAAUACUUUUAAAAAAAGAAAACACAGAGAAGAACAAAGUGCACCAAAAUCCUCUGAUUUUCUCAAAAUUCAAAUCUCUUGAGAUUAGAGAAUUUUUAGAUUCUGUAAUAUCUCUAUCUACAGAUCUCUGUAUAUAGAAAGAGGGUUUUUGUCGAUUUUCGUCUGCAUUGCUUUUGCUCUUUCCAGAGGAAUCUUAGGUCAUUUCGACUUAAGAUUUUUGAUUUUUGCGUCAGAGGAUAAUUUAUCCAUCUAGUUCGUUAAUUUUGCGUUUUAAGUUGUGCAAAUUCAGGAAGAGUGUUGUUCCGUUGUAACCGAUUCUAAAGAUGUCAGGUCGUGAACAAACAGGAGAGAAACUAUCAGAUUCUGAGUGCAUAGAAGAAGAGCCACGGCGUUCUAGAAUUGGGAAUUUGAAGAAGAAGGCUAUUACUUGUUCAAGUAAACUUACUCAUCCUUUGAAGAGAAAAGGCAAACGUAAAAUCGAGCUUCCUUUUAUUGAAGAUGUUAGGGAUGAGAAAGAUGAGAAGAUUGUUUCUAAAUUGCGUCAACAACUUCUCAAGAAAGAUUUGUUGCCUCCAAUGCAUGAUGAUUAUCAUAUGUUGUUGAGGUUUCUGAAAACAAUGGAAUUUAAAAUCGAGAAAACUGUCACUGCAUGGGAAGAUAUGCUCAAAUGGAGGAAAGAAUUUGCAACUGACCGCAUUAUACAGGAUUUUAAUUUCAAAGAGUUGGACCAAGUGACACGGCACUAUCCUCAAGGGUAUCAUGGAGUUGAUAAAGAUGGGAGACCUAUUUAUAUCGAAAGACUUGGAAAAGCUCAUCCUGGUAAGCUUAUGGAGGUAACUACCAUAGAGCGAUAUUUGAAGUACCAUGUACAAGAAUUUGAGAGGACACUUCAAGAGAAGCUCCCUGCGUGUUCAGUUGCAGCUAAGCGACGAGUUACUACAACAACUACGAUUCUAGAUGUUGAAGGCCUGGGUAUGAAGAACUUUACUCCUACAGCUGCUAAUCUCCUGGCCACCAUUGCUAAAGUAGAUUGCAAUUAUUACCCUGAGACUUUGCACCGAAUGUUCAUUGUCAAUGCAGGGAUUGGAUUCAGGAAUUUUCUUUGGCCUGCCGCACAGAAGCUUGUUGAUCCGAUGACUAUUGCAAAGAUACAAGUUUUGGAGCCAAGGUCCUUGUCAAAGUUACUUGAAGCAAUUGAUUCCAGUCAACUUCCAGAGUUCUUGGGAGGCUUAUGCAAAUGUCCUAACGAGGGAGGGUGCUUGAGGUCUAACAAAGGACCCUGGAAUGAUCCUGAAAUAGUUGAGCUCAUUCAUCACAUGGAAGUUAAUCCUGUACCGCAAAUCACAACAGCUCCUCUUCAUAUAAGAGAUUCUGAUUCUACCACUUGCACGAUCCCGCCUAAAGAAAGGUAUAACAAAACUUUUAAAGAAGAGCCAGAAUCUGAAGAAUAUUACUCUUCCAGUGGGUCAAGAUCUUCAAUGUACACUUGUUUAGUUCCUCCACUCUCCGAUAAGGCUAGUACAUCAGACGGUGAUAAAAUCAUUACUACCGUGGAAUCUAUAGAACCGGCUCAAUCCCAUUUACUUAACGCGGACACCGAAAACUCUUUUGCAAAUACAACCAUAAGAGAAGGUGGUCAGAUGUUACGGUUUGGUGCUCUUAGAGAGAAAAUCAACGGCGAGAACAUCUUUCACUUGGUGAAAACACUACUAGCCUUUCCACUGAAGCUAUUUGUCUUCGUUGGUUUCCUAUUGCCUGGAUACUGGCAAAGACAGAACAAUGUCGUCGUCCCAGAAUCAUCAAUAAACAACCAGGUUCUCGAGUGUUUAGAUCGUCUUAAGAAGAUGGAGGAAGAAUUCACAGAGAUUAGUAGAAAACCAGUAAAAAUCCCAGAAGCAAAUGAGAAGCUCUUAACGGAAUCUCUCGAGAGGAUCAAGUCUCUAGAACUCGAUCUCGACAAAACCAAAUCAGUAUUACAUAUAACAUUAACAAAACAACUUCAGAUCACAGAACAGCUUGAAUCUCAUUACCAAGAACGAAGAAAACGAUGCUGUAUCUGAAGCUUUUGGUCAUUAAAGUUAACGGAGAGAAAAAGAAAUUAUAUACGCAGACCUUUGGUUUUAUUUUGGUCUAUGCCUUGUAAAAAUUAUAUAAUAUUUCCGAGUGAGGAACAAAUCUCGAUUAUGUUUGAAAGUUGAAACUCUUUAAUUCGCUAGUACGAAAAGUUUACAUAAAUCAUGAAAUAAAGUUGGAAUAACAUACAUUUAUGGUUA